UCAAUAGUCGCUCUCAGGCUUCUUUCUGAUAUGAAACAUCAAAAAGGGGACAACGUACGCGUUGUCCCUAUUUUUCUUUUACCUCUUUUAUUGAGAAGAAUGGUGUAGGGGCCUACUCCAGCCUACUCCCAUAAGCCCAGAGCCAUAUAUUGAAAGAGGGAAGGAAACAUCAAAAAGAAUCAUGAGCAGUAACACGAAGCGGACUAUUUAUGUAGGUGGUUUGGCUGAAGAAGUUGAUGAGAAGGUGUUACAUGCAGCAUUUAUACCCUUUGGAGAAAUUGUUGACGUUCAGAUCCCAUUAGACUAUGAAUCUGAAAAACAUAGAGGAUUUGCAUUUAUUGAAUUUGAGAUGGCAGAAGACGCAGCAGCUGCUAUAGACAAUAUGAAUGAUUCAGAAUUGUUUGGUCGAACAAUAAGGGUGAAUAUUGCUAAGCCUCAAAAGAUAAAAGAAGGUUCAUCAAAACCAGUUUGGGCAGAUGAUGCUUGGUUACAAGAACAUGCAGGUGAAACUUUGAAAAAUGAUGAUAAUACAAAGACAAAUGAUGUUACACAGACUCAGAAGAAAACAAAACAGAAUCCGCAAGUUUAUUUCGACAUAAGUAUAGGGAAGCAAGAAGUAGGUAGAAUUAUCAUGAUGUUACGAGCAGACAUUGUGCCAAAAACUGCAGAGAAUUUUCGGGCUCUAUGCACACAUGAGAAAGGAUACGGAUAUCAGGGUAGCACCUUUCACAGAAUUAUUCCAGAUUUUAUGUGCCAAGGAGGUGAUUUUACAAAUCACAAUGGUACAGGUGGUAAAUCAAUUUAUGGCAACAAAUUUGAUGACGAAAAUUUUGAACUCAAACACACAGGUCCAGGUACACUGUCAAUGGCCAACUCUGGCCCAAAUACAAAUGGAUCACAAUUUUUUCUGUGUACAGCCCGAACGGAUUGGUUGGACGGAAAACAUGUUGUUUUUGGGCAUGUCCUUAGUGGAUUAGACGUGGUCAAAAAGGUUGAAAAAUGUGGUACAAAAGCAGGCACACCAAUGCAAAAAAUUGUUAUAACUGCUUGUGGAGAAUUAAUAUAGUUA
Messenger RNA from Harpegnathos saltator (Jerdon's jumping ant), 1069 nucleotides. Its product is annotated as peptidyl-prolyl cis-trans isomerase E. Bases 182 to 1066 code for a protein of 294 amino acids. Gene Ontology annotation, cellular component: cytoplasm; mitochondrion. Gene Ontology annotation, molecular function: peptidyl-prolyl cis-trans isomerase activity; cyclosporin A binding; RNA binding. NCBI's taxonomy places the organism in Eukaryota, Metazoa, Arthropoda, Insecta, Hymenoptera, Formicidae. Gene Ontology annotation, biological process: protein peptidyl-prolyl isomerization; protein folding. The record is from RefSeq and is a predicted model, not a curated record. The transcript has 4 exons.